UCUGUAGUGAUUUUUGGAUCCUGGUUUGAUCACACACUUGGAUGGUUAACCAGGAGAGACACAGAGAACUUUCUACUAAUGUCCUAUGAGGAGCUACAGAGGGACCUCAGAGGCAGCACGCAAAAAGUGUGUCAAUUUCUGGGCAAAUAUCUGACUCCAGAACAGCUUGAUUCUGCUGUCCGAAACUUGUCCUUUUCAGUCAUGAAAGAGAAUAGCAUGUCCAACAGCCUAAUGCUAAGAAAUCCCAAAGAUGGCACCGUCUCCAAUAUACCAUUGCUGAGAAAGGGCAUCUGUGGUGACUGGAAGAAUCUCUUCACUGUGGCUCAAAGUGAAGCCUUUGACAGAGUCUAUCAGGAGAUGUCGAGGCUGGAUCCUGGUCUCUUCCCCUGGUCGGCACGAUGUUGAUCAAUGCCCCCACCCACCUAC
Molecule: messenger RNA, 426 nt
Organism: Peromyscus leucopus (white-footed mouse)
Lineage: Eukaryota; Metazoa; Chordata; Mammalia; Rodentia; Cricetidae
Product: 3-beta-hydroxysteroid sulfotransferase-like
Exons: 3
Coding region: 79-405 (108 amino acids)
Biological process (GO): sulfation
Cellular component (GO): cytoplasm
Molecular function (GO): sulfotransferase activity
Source: RefSeq, a predicted model, not a curated record